AUAUUUGUUAUCGAAUUGUUGACGUGUGAACGCGACCUAACAAAUCGGUCGUUUGACAUUUGGAUUUAACCUCAAUCGUGUGCUAUUUACGAAUGUUGGCAACAUCAACAUAGACGCUAAAUUUGUAAAUUUACGAAUAAGUAAUUUUGUUUUGGGACGUAUAAAAAAUUCGUAGCGUUUUUUUUUCUCCGACUAACAUGUCAACUGCAACAUUUCCAGUUGUGCAUGCUGGUUUCAAGGAUGUGUUGUCGAAUUGCUACAAAUCGAAUAAUGUUGUAUCGUUGAAGACGCAUUUUGAUGAGACCAAAGGCAGCGGAAAUGAUAAGAAAAUCAUUUUAGACCAAGCAUUCCGUGAUGUGUUACUGGGCGAAGAUGUAAUUGGCAGCACGGCAAAUGUUGAAGCAUUGAUUACACUAUCGAUAGCGGCUUGUCGUCAGGAUAUUUGCACUGCAACUAUUCCCGUUGUGCUGAUGAGUGAUGUGUUCGAUACAGUGACCCUGGAUCAAUGCGAACGAUUGUUUAGUUAUGUCGAAAGCAAUGUGUCAGUUUGGAAGGAAAUUCGAUUUUUUACCGCAUGCAAACAUAAUUUGCUUCGUAUGUGCAACGAUUUGUUGAAACGGUUCUCACGUGCACAAAACACCGUAUUUUGCGGCCGCAUUUUACUAUUUCUCGCUACAUUCUUCCCAUUCUCCGAACGAUCCGGUUUGAACAUCAUUUCGGAGUUUAAUUUGGAAAAUCUGACGGAAUUCGACGGUGAUGCCAAUGAUGAGGUUUUGGACAGCGUUCAAUCGGAAAAUAUACAAGUGAAAAUUGACUACAAUUUGUAUACAAAAUUCUGGGCAUUACAAGACUUUUAUCGUAAUCCAAAUCAAUGCUACGAUCCAAGCAGCUGGAAAAAAUUCUCAAGUCAUAUCACAAGUGUACUGUCGGCAUUUAGCAGCUUCAAAUUAGAGGAACAACGAGGCUCUGUUCCGGCAACUAAACUGAAUGAUGGCACAACUAUUGAUGACCAAAUCGAAGAUUCACAGCAUUUCUUUGCCAAGUUUCUUACGAAUCCUAAGCUGCUUGCACUGCAAUUGUCCGACGCUAAUUUUCGUCGUUCAGUUCUGGUGCAAUGUUUGAUUCUGUUUCAGUAUCUCACCUCGACUGUCAAAUUUAAAUCAGAUUCACAAGUGCUAACGCCAUUGCAAAAUGAAUUUGUCAAAGAAACCGAAGCCAAGGUGUAUCGACUGCUCGAAGAAACACCACCGAAUGGUAAGAAAUUCGCACAGACUGUUCGUCAUAUGCUGAAGCGUGAAGAAUUAUGGAAUAAUUGGAAGAAUGAAGGUUGCAAAGAAUUUAAACGGCCCGAGCCACCGGCCGAUGAUCAAGCAAAAACUCCGAUGAAGAGGCAACGCCGAAACUUGGGCGAUAUCAUCCACGACGCAACCAAACAGAAUAAAUUCAAUUUGGGUAAUAGUGAAUUGACACGCCUGUGGAACUUGUGUCCGGAUAAUUUGCAAGCAUGUCGUGGCGAAGAUCGAAACUUUUUACCACCGAUCGACACAUAUUUGGAAACACCUCCAGAUAAAUCGGAUCCAUCGUAUGAAUGGCGCGCAUUGAGAUUGCUGGCCAGACAGUCUCCAUUGUUCUUCUCACUUACACCGGCUCCAAAUAAGGUGUCGGAAUACUUGGAAAACGUACGCAAAAAAUUGAACGAAACCAAAUCAAAGCAUAAGCCGGAAAACGAAAACGAAAACAAAAUCGACACCGACAAUGACCUCAUGAUGGAGAAUCCACAAGAUGGCCUUGUUGAAGAGGAUACAGAGCCCACCGAUCAACUGAUAUCGGAUGACGCAAACGUUCAUAAAAUUGUCACGGCAACCGAUGAUCAAAUACGAGAGCUAUGUGUCAUUAUCGGCAACGAUUGGGAGAAACUUGGUUCCAAAUUAGGUUUUCGAGAUGACGAAAUCAAUUAUUUCCGUGAUUCAAACCCAAGUCAGGAGCGCUGUCGUUACAUGAUUCGCCUCUGGCUGGAAGAUGACACCAACACAUUGGCUGAUCUUGCGUACACAUUGGAGGGCUUGAAAAUGAUUUCUGCUGCCGAUUGCGUGAAACGGAUCUUGGAACCGGCCGAUAAAAUGGAAGACAUAUCGGAAUAAGCUGCCACACCGCAUUUUUUCCCCUUAUUUUUAUUAUUCCAAUCAAACUUCGUGAAUAAAUGAAUGACACAAAAA
Sitodiplosis mosellana (orange wheat blossom midge) is the source of this 2216-nucleotide messenger RNA. RefSeq names its product THO complex subunit 1 (gene Hpr1). NCBI's taxonomy places the organism in Eukaryota, Metazoa, Arthropoda, Insecta, Diptera, Cecidomyiidae. Gene Ontology annotation, cellular component: THO complex part of transcription export complex. The transcript has 6 exons. Gene Ontology annotation, molecular function: protein binding. Bases 198 to 2141 code for a protein of 647 amino acids. The record is from RefSeq and is a predicted model, not a curated record. Gene Ontology annotation, biological process: mRNA export from nucleus; signal transduction; regulation of DNA-templated transcription elongation.